Epinephelus lanceolatus (giant grouper) is the source of this 4805-nucleotide messenger RNA. RefSeq names its product D site albumin promoter binding protein b (gene dbpb). Gene Ontology annotation, cellular component: nucleus. Gene Ontology annotation, biological process: regulation of transcription by RNA polymerase II. Lineage: Eukaryota; Metazoa; Chordata; Actinopteri; Perciformes; Serranidae. The record is from RefSeq and is a predicted model, not a curated record. Gene Ontology annotation, molecular function: DNA-binding transcription factor activity, RNA polymerase II-specific; RNA polymerase II cis-regulatory region sequence-specific DNA binding.
UUAUUUUUAUUCAUACUUAAGUGUAAAUACUCUUAUAGGCUCUGUAUAGAUGGAGCUGACUCAAGUCUGUCAACUUCCACAUGUCCAACUCUGUAAAAAAACAAAGCGGUGAACUCCUGUGGCGCGCUGUGUGUUUCGCAUGUGCUCUGCAACUGUACAGUAGACGAGACAGCCCCUCGCGCUUUUCUGUGUUUCGAACUGGUCUCACGCGGCAGUGGCAUGCACGGGGGGAAUCCGAGCGGGCGGGUUUAGUCGACCUAUUUCUAGCCAAUGGGCGCGCGUCGUGGGCGGGGCGAGCAGACAGCGGAGCCAAUCGGAGCCGGUGCCGCGAGCGGACAGGCAUCGUCUCCGCGUGCCUCACACACGUGAGCUGGAACAGCUAUUGUACGCCGGGAGGCAACGUGCUGGAGCGUUCCUCUCGCCUGAAAAAACGGCACAGUCACGUUUUCUGUGGAUUACAAGGAACUGGAAAAGCCAUGCUUCUCUACCUGAGUGUUACUGCGGUUAUACACAGACGUGUAAAGUUUGAAACCAAAAAUACAGAGCAUAAUAAAAGAGUUUCCGGUCAUGUCAAUGUAUAUUUGUACAAAGAGAGUUUAAUUUGUGUCUCUAACUUGAAACACUUAUUUGCAGGGGUAUUGCUGCUGUAAGAUAUAACCCGGGUAAAAGUCACUGUUUGUACCCACAGACAAAACAAACAGCCUAUCCUCGAGGUGUGGCACGAGGGUAGGUGUGUCUCAUAAAUAAUAAACCAGAAUAGAGAGAUCAGUUAAAGCCGGGGCCCCGCCCCCUCUCGAGCCUCACUCGUUUGUUCCGCGGGGCGUGACGUAACUCCCGCUGCCCAUGUCCGUUCCAGCUGAGAGAGAAACACAGAGAGGACGGUCGGACGUGGACGUCGCGCGGCCCAAACACAGACCGAAGCUCGUGCGCCCGUGACUGGAUCCACCGGAUGCAAGAGGAAGAAAAAAAAAGUACAGACAGAGAAAGAGGAAACGACCCGCUCCUCCUCCUCCUCCUCCUCUUCCUCCCCCCGACGGACAGCAGAGCGCGACAGCAGAGCAGAGCAACACCAAUACAACUUGUCAUCUGACCAACACAGACACUGCUCCCUGCGCUGUGUCUUUUUUCUACACACUGUUUUCCCUCGGUUGUUUUGUUUUGACGCAACUGUUUUUGGGAUCUUCUUUUUUGUGAUUGCCGGACGAUUAACUCGGAAUAUCAUCCUACAAGUUUUAUUUUUAUUUUUGUAAUCUCAGUGUGCGGUUUGUCAUUUUAACGCCUUUUCGCGUUUUUAUUAUGGGCAGUCCUCAGAUGGUCUGACUGUCCCUCCCACACUGCUCCUCUGACAGCAAUCAUCUAGUGAAUUUUACCAGCAUUCAACUGCAAUGGAAUAUUUCGACGUGAAUAUUUCUGCAAGGAAAUAAAGGGACGCUGCACAAGCUCACGCGGAAGUCAUCCAGCAUACUUGUCCUAUUGGUAGGCUCUCCGGUCACUUUGCCACGCCUCUUCAAGCGCCCCCAGUAUCUUUCUACGACCCCGUCUGGUCCAGGAUGUCCAGGCAGCUCUCCCAGCUUCCGAACCCCGACCUCCCAGCCGGUGCAAGCCCUCAGUUUGGGACGUGUACCCAGCCUGCAGGCUCUCUCACAGGGGGGCACCUCAACUCCAUGGUGGGGCUCAAAUCCCUCCUGCAGCACCCCAUGAAGGGGGACCAACGUUUAAAAACCCCAUGUGAUGUAAAAGACAAAGAGAGGCUGGACCUUGAUGAAGACUCCUUGGGAGUGUGCUCCAUGAGGAAUGGCAGCGGAACAGUCUCCAGUAAUGGAAGUAAUGGCUGCAGCAAUGGAGGAGGAAGUUUCAACCAGUUCUUGGGGCCCCUCUUGUGGGAUCGCACCCUGCCUGCAGACGGGGGCCUCUUCCAGCUUCAGUACAUGGACUUGGAGGAGUUUCUGACUGAAAAUGGAAUGGGCAGCAUGCACAGCAACAACAGCUCCAGUUCAGCCCAGAUCCCUUCGCAGAGCUCCCAGUCGGCCGUGCCCAACCAGAGCUCCCAGUGCCUACCGCCCUCAUCUCCACCUGGCUCCACAUCCUCAUCACCUUCCUCCUCGUCUUCCCCGUCGCUCAUUGGUUUGGAGGUGGCGCAGCCGCAGAGCAUCGGAGGAGGAAGUGACUGUUUGCAUGGGAGUCAGACGAGUAUGAACGACUCCUGCGAGUCGCCCUCUUCUUCCUCCUCAUCCUCCUGUCCACCGCUGCUGACGCCCACGGGCAGCGGGCCAGACGUGAUCGGGAUGUUCGAUGUGGAUUCGUCAGACAUGGAUAUGUCCAACCAGCCGAACUUCGACCCCAGGAGGCACUCCUUCAGUGAAGAGGAGCUCAAGCCACAGCCGAUGAUCAAGAAGGCUCGCAAGAUCCUGGUGCCCGAUGACUUGAAGGAUGAGAAGUACUGGACCAGGAGGUAUAAAAACAAUGAAGCUGCAAAGCGUUCCCGAGACGCCCGCCGUCUCAAGGAGAACCAAAUAUCAGUGCGUGCUGCCUACCUGGAGAGAGAAAACGCCGCCCUCCGACAGGAAGUGGCCGAGAUCCGAAAGGAACUGGGCCGCUGUCGCAACAUCCUUAGUAAAUACGAGAACCGUCUCGCCGACCAGUGAUGAAGGCGCGGAGCAAAAACAAAAUCAGGAAGAGGAGGAAAAUUUAAGCUGGAUUAAAUUUAAAGACUCAUAGGGUGGCAUGACGGACAGAAUGGGGUCAAGAAAAUGAUGAUGAGGAAGAUGAUGAUUAUGAUGAUGAAUGUAUAAGACAAGGAGAAGGUUUGUGUAUUGAAGCUCAGGUGUCUUGUUUUGUCGAGGUGUCAGCUCUUAAAAGUGAAAGACGGAGAGAAAUAAUUUAACAGGUUGCGACUUUUAAGAGUUUUGUUAUUGGAGAAUUGUAUAUUUUUAUAAUACUUAAGAAAAAUUAGAGGGAGAGCAAAUUUGGAGAAUAAUUUUGUAUAUUUUCUACAUAGAGACGGGGGAAAAGCUACGGUGAAUAUCUUUUUAUCAUAGAUGAGUCAGGAGAUGUUUAACAGGUGGUCAGCCAUCGAUGGGUAUUUUUCGACUUGAUUAUUAUUAUAGUCAGGAUGCAGCAGCAGGGGGCGAGGACGCAUGUAACAAUUGUAAUAUAGAGAGCAAAAAUUAUCUUAUAAUCGUAUAGUUCGACAUUUUCGUGGAUUUUAUUCAAGCACUUAAUUUUCUUCCUGUUAUGUUUCUGUCACUGGGAAUGGGCAUGCUCAAGAGAGAGAGACAAAAGGGGAUGUAAACAGUCCAGCACUAUCGUCAACACUUGUCUUGUGCGCUCUUUCUUUAAUAGAACUCCAUCCUUUAUUAAUUCACUUCAGUUCCCCAACAACAUACUGUACUUUGAGCUUAACUUUACGCGAUUGGUACAUCUUUCUCUAGUCCAUACUUUUAUCUCUUUUACCUCUCUCCCAGUCGAGUGCUUUUACUCACCUCAGCCGCUGAAAGCCUGUUGUGAUGCCCCGGGUAACUCCGCUCCCUCUUGAUCCUCUCUUUCGAAUCGUCGGGACAUUUCUCUCCCUCUGUUUCUAUAUCCAACCGCUCUAUUUCUGUCCGUUUUCACUUAACACAGCCAAUCCCCUCACAGUUAUGUGCAAACUCUUCUCAAUAACAUUUUGUCCCCGUGUCUCCCUUGUACCCUGCCAGCGGUGCAUAGAGUUAGUUGAAUCUCAGUGUUGUAACGUAUUCUGAAUUAAUCUUCCCAGUAAAACGCACAUCGUUACUUUAGUUUACUUUAUGAACACACUUUAAUUAGCAUUAUUGUGGGGCGGGAGGGAGGGGAGAAAUGUUGUAUAUUGGAUAGGCCUAUGCUGUUUUGUGUAUUUGAUGUAUUCCAGGAGAUGGGUCAAAAACCCCCGUUGAGUGGAAUGGUGUUAAUUUCUCAGAUUUCUGGGAGAAAAUAAAAGCCAAAAUUCCCUACGUUGAACCACAAAGCUUGUUGCUAUUUAGUGCUUUUCUCAGUACUGCACCUUCCUUACUGUUUACUCCUGUUAUUACUCUUUACUUUUUACUGUAUCUAUAAACUUCUCUGUGUACCCACAACACCUACACACGGGGCAUGGUACACUAUGUUAUGUUCCUGGGGGAGGGAUGACUAGUGAUAGAGUGUGCUUUUAAUCCCCUUAAUGACCAUGAUGAAUAGUUACCAUUACUGCUAUUAUUAUUAUUGUUAUGGUUAUGAUGAUUAUCCCUCUUGUUGUUGCUGUUCUAUAUUAUUGAAUGAUUUUCUUUCUUUGGAUGAACAUGAUCUGUUGCACCUUGAAACAUCUUCAGUGUUCCUCAGAAAGACUCUUCAAAUGAAAAAGAAACAAAAAACAAACCCUCACUCUGCUAUUCGCAUCCUGUCUCAGACCUCCAGACACAUCUACGACGGACACUACCGCCACCUUAGUUUCACGGAUUUCCCCCGAGCGUGGCUCAAUAACUUGAACAUGAUAUUCAUGCAGACUCACUUUACCUUUCGUGAUGACCUCUGUUCCCCAGCAGUGUACGGACUAUGCACACUAUCAAUAUGCUCCUUGGUGGUUUAUUUCAGCCUCUAUCACUCUAAUCAGUGAUUGUUUGCUCUCCCGACAGGAUUUAGUCUCUAAUAUCCUCACAGAUGUGGUUGAUGAAUCUCUUUGUGACUCUUAAUUGAACCUCAACUGCCCUGCUGCAUCAGUGGUGUCCAUGGUGCCCAGCCCACUCAGUGCUGGUUAUUUGGAUGUAGUCGAGAUUUUUCCAAAAACACCAAUAAAAGAUUGUUCUCAUUCACUA